UCACAGGCCCCGCCCCCCCCCCACAACCUCCUCAACGUGUGUAGCUCAGAAACAUGGCGGCCCUCAGAGCUUUGUGCACAGCGGAUAUCUUAUUCCUCAAAAACAUCUCAAGUCCCUGCAGAACCGAACUUAACCUCGCCAGCCACCAAUUGAGCAAGACCUGUGGCUGUUACUUUUCCACAUCCAGCCAGAGAACUUCACAGUUCUACUCGGAUCCUACAGAGGCAGUCAAAGAUAUCCCUAAUGGUGCCACCAUCCUGGUUGGAGGUUUUGGAUUAUGUGGCAUCCCAGAAAAUCUCAUCAACAGUUUACUGAAGACCGGUGUUAAAGGUCUCACUGCCGUCAGCAACAAUGCAGGAGUGGAUAACUUUGGCCUGGGCCUGCUGCUCCAGACUAAGCAGAUAAAGAGGAUGAUCUCCUCAUAUGUUGGAGAGAACGCAGAGUUUGAGCGACAGUAUCUGGCAGGGGAGUUGGAAGUGGAACUGACACCACAGGGCACUCUGGCAGAGAGGAUCAGGGCCGGAGGUGCUGGGAUUCCAGCCUUCUUCACAGCCACUGGCUAUGGCACACUUAUCCAAGAGGGAGGCUCUCCCAUCAAGUACAACAAAGAAGGCAGCAUUGCCAUCGCCAGUGAGAAGAGAGAGGUCCAGGAGUUCAAUGGCCGGCACUACAUUAUGGAAAAGGCCAUCACCGGAGACUUUGCAUUGAUCAAGGCAUGGAGGGCUGACAAGGCUGGAAACAUAGUUUUCAGGAAAACAUCCAGGAACUUCAAUCAGCCCAUGUGCAAGGCAGCCAAAACCACCAUAGUUGAGGUGGAAGAGGUGGUGGAUGUUGGGACCUUUGCUGCAGAGGACAUCCACAUACCCAGCAUCUAUGUCCACAGGGUCGUCCAGGGAGCCAGCUACGAGAAGAGGAUCGAGAAACGCACAGUAAAGAGAAGUCAAGAAGAGAAGCCCAAACCAAAGAAGGACUCAGAUAUUGUUCGCGAGCGGAUCAUUCGGCGGGCUGCUCUGGAGUUUGAGAAUGGGAUGUAUGCUAACCUCGGUAUUGGUAUCCCCAUGUUGGCCAGCAACUUUAUCAAACCAGACAUCACUGUGCACCUUCAAAGUGAAAAUGGAAUUUUGGGACUGGGGCCAUACCCCACUGAGGAUGCAGUGGAUGCAGACCUGAUCAACGCUGGAAAGGAGACUGUCACAGUGCUCCCCGGGGCUGCCUAUUUCUCCAGUGAUGAGUCAUUUGCCAUGAUCAGAGGCGGUCACAUCAACCUGACGAUGCUGGGAGCCAUGCAGGUGUCAAAACACGGAGACCUGGCCAACUGGAUGAUCCCUGGUAAAAUGGUAAAAGGAAUGGGAGGAGCCAUGGAUUUGGUGGCUAGCGCUGGAACCAAGGUGGUGGUCACCAUGGAGCACUCAGCAAAGGGAGGAAAACACAAGAUCUUGGACAAAUGCAGUCUGCCCCUGACGGGGAAACAGUGUGUGGAUCGUAUCAUCACAGAAAAGGCUGUGUUUGAUGUGGAUAAGACAAAAGGCCUGACUCUAAUAGAAGUGUGGAAGGGGAUCACUCCCGAGGAUAUCAAGGCAUGCACUGGCACAGAUUUUGAGGUGUCCCCCGAUCUGAGGGCCAUGCAGCAAAUCUAGAGGAGCUUGCAUAGUAUCUGAGAUGUGUUUUUGGUCUGGGUCACUUCACUUAUCGACAAUUUGGAGAGUUAGCAGCGUAAAUAAGCCUACAAACCAAAAAAGGCUUCAGUUCCAUGGUGAUUGCCAUGCAAAUAUCAACAGAAUUCAUGGGAGCCAAAUUGCAUAAAUCGUCGAUGUGAUCUGAUCAAACAAACGGUUUGGGAUCAUUACACUGUUGCCUGUUACACCAUCAAGUUAUAAACUCUGACUGAUUUAUAUUAACCAAAGUUAUGCAAUAAAUAUGUACUUCAAAUAUUUAAUCACAUUUACUGUAAGAUCAAUAAGUUACUAUACAAUGACAGAGAACUGAUAUGUAAAAAAACUAAAAAACAAAUGGAUGCUGUAGGUCAGAGGAUUUCUCAUUCAGCGAAAAGGGAAUUUGUAUGUAGUUGUUAAUGCGUCCAGUGUAAGAUAUUGUUUCUCCAUUUAGGAGAUAAGGUACAUGAAGGUAUGAUAAUAAUGGCAACCUGAUGCAUAAUGUCUACCUGUCAUUUUUUUUUCUGAGGUCUCAUAUUUGUCAGCUGUUGACUGUUGUUGAGUUGUCAUAUAUUUCAGCCAGAAAACAUGAAGCCUUAAGAUGUUUGACUCAGGCGUUUGCUGUCCCCCUGCCUUAAAAUAAAACACAUGUUUGUGUGCUCGGUG
Scophthalmus maximus (turbot) is the source of this 2318-nucleotide messenger RNA. RefSeq names its product 3-oxoacid CoA transferase 1a (gene oxct1a). Gene Ontology annotation, molecular function: succinyl-CoA:3-oxo-acid CoA-transferase activity. The record is from RefSeq and is a predicted model, not a curated record. Gene Ontology annotation, cellular component: mitochondrion. Gene Ontology annotation, biological process: ketone body catabolic process. Bases 54 to 1637 code for a protein of 527 amino acids. NCBI's taxonomy places the organism in Eukaryota, Metazoa, Chordata, Actinopteri, Pleuronectiformes, Scophthalmidae. The transcript is spliced from 17 exons.